AUGGUGAACCAUCUUGCAGACAUAGCACCAGGACUGUACAGCUGUAAAUUAGAAAGAACACUCAUUAAAGAUUGGAAAACGAGACUGAGCUAUUUCCUGCAGAACUCUUCCAAUUCUACUAAAAUGAAAUCUAAGAAAGUGGGAAAACACCGCACCUACUUCAGACCUUCCCCUGAAGAAGCCCAGCUGUGGUCAGAAGCCUUUGAUGAACUUCUUGCUAAUAAAUAUGGUCUUGCUGCUUUCCGAGCUUUUCUGAAAUCUGAGUUCUGUGAAGAGAACAUUGAGUUCUGGUUGGCCUGUGAGGACUUCAAGAAAACCAAGUCACCCCAGAAGCUGACAUCAAAAGCAAGAAAAAUAUACAACGACUUCAUUGAAAAGGAAGCUCCCAAAGAGAUAAACAUAGACUUCCAAACCAAGAACAUGAUUGCUCAGAACAUUCAAGAAGCCACACACACCUGCUUCAGUGCAGCACAGAAGAGAGUUUACAGCUUAAUGGAGAAUAACUCAUACCCACGAUUUUUGGAGUCUGAAUUCUAUCAGGAGCUGUGCAAGAAGACACCCAUCACCAGAGCUGCCCAGGGGACAUGA
Chaetura pelagica (chimney swift) is the source of this 588-nucleotide messenger RNA. RefSeq names its product regulator of G-protein signaling 2 (gene RGS2). The coding region runs from base 1 to 588 and encodes 195 amino acids. The transcript has 6 exons. NCBI's taxonomy places the organism in Eukaryota, Metazoa, Chordata, Aves, Apodiformes, Apodidae. The record is from RefSeq and is a predicted model, not a curated record.